Ogataea philodendri is the source of this 708-nucleotide messenger RNA. RefSeq lists its product as uncharacterized. The record is from RefSeq and is a predicted model, not a curated record. Gene Ontology annotation, biological process: DNA repair. NCBI's taxonomy places the organism in Eukaryota, Fungi, Ascomycota, Pichiomycetes, Pichiales, Pichiaceae. The transcript has a single exon. Gene Ontology annotation, molecular function: double-stranded DNA binding; ATP-dependent polydeoxyribonucleotide 5'-hydroxyl-kinase activity; polynucleotide 3'-phosphatase activity. The coding region runs from base 1 to 708 and encodes 235 amino acids.
AUGACUAAUAGAGACAUUAUGUUUAUGUUGACGGGGAAGACCCGCCAGCUGGACACGAGCGAGUCUGAGAAGAACCCUGCAAGCAGUCCGUCCCAUACCGGGUGGAAGAGCCACGGAUCACACUGUUUGAGCUUCCAGCACGAUCUCAAAUUAUCCGCACCUGUGAAAGUGGCCGCGUUCGAUAUGGACCACACUAUCAUCAAAAGUCAGUCGGGCAUGAAGUUCUCGCGCGGGGUGCAUGAUUGGAUGUUCACGUGCAACGUUGUGGCCGAGUUCACCAGACUACAACAGGAAAACUACGUCAUUGUCAUAUUCACCAACCAGGCCUCAACCAACAACUCGGCGGACUCCAAGAGUCUGCAGUUGCUCAAAACCAAGAUGGAGGAUAUAUUCACUCAUUUCACCGGGCCGGUGCUGUUCUAUGCCAGUACAAAGGCCCCGAAAAAGGAAGAGACCCCAAUAAAACUGACUAUGCAAGAACAAUUCAGGAAACCAAACCCUGGCAUGUUCAACCAGUUCCUACAGGACUACGGGCUGGACGAGGAGUCGGUCGAUCGCGAAAACAGCUUUUUCGUCGGUGACGCUGCAGGAAGACCGAUGGACUUCAGCGACGCUGACAUCAAGUUUGCACAAAAUGUGCACCUAAAGUUCUACACUCCAGAGGAAUAUUUCCCAAGCAUGAAGCACGUAACCAACGGGACUGGUUGA